AUGGUGAACCGUAAAGCAACCGCCGCCUCUGCCAAGACUGAUUCGAAACGCAAGAAGCCCCGAAGAAACACUACCCAGUCCUUCAGUUGGAGUGAGCGAGACUGGACGGUGAAGCAGCUGCUCACACCAGUUGUAUCGGUGAUGGUCAACAAAGAAGACAACAAACUCUUCGUCGUGAAGAAGAUCAUCAGGAUGCCAUCCCAUGUAGAGGAAAGACGCUCGUUCGAAGCGCGCGCGCUCGCAUUGUUGCCCGACUGCAAUCGUAUAGCCAGGCCUCUGGUGGAUCUGGCCAUGGGGCCAGACGAGGAUCACGCUACCAUAAUUUUCGAACACUACCCUUUGGGUGACCUCAAGCAAUGGAAGUUGCACAAUUUUGACGAGCGGAACAACAAACCGGUAACGGAGAGCUUUAUCUGGAGGUGCUUCAUCCAAAUGAGUCAGGCGCUAGCGUUCAUCCACAAUUCCAUCGGCCCGGAUCCGGACGAGAAACGGUAUUGUUUGCUCCAUAGGGACAUCAAGCCUGAGAAUAUACUGGUGGUAAACAACGGGACGACGUACCCUUCCUUUCUGCUACACGACUUCGGCUGCGCUCGAAUCUAUAUUGAAUCGCGAGCUGAUGAGCCAUCGUAUUGCGGAACGUACAAAUGGCAGCCUCCUGAGAAUCCUAGGAUCAAUACGGCAGAAGCCGAUAUAUGGGCGCUUGGUGCCUGUAUACACUUUCUCGCUGUGGGUCGAGCGCCAGUCGAGGAUGUGGGGAUAUUCGCCAAGGAUUUCAGAGAACUUCUCGGAAGAGAGGAUUUCAAGGAGCCCUCCUCUUUGAUGGAUUACAAGUCCACGGAUAGAUAUUGCGGUGCUCGCGUCCCUCGCCAAGUAAUACCUGUCAACCUGUCCCAAAAAGAGCAGCUGGAGCGAGGGCUUGGUCCGGAAUACUACCAGUAUAGUGACGAUCUGCAUGAAUGGAUGUCACAGUGUCUGCGGUUUGAGCCAGAGGAACGGCCGUCAGCAAUAGACCUGCUCGAGGAGAUGGUUGAUGUCGGAAAAGAGAUGUUACAUAGCAUGGGAGGACAGGCGGCUCUGGGUGACCUGGAGAUAACCUUUGGCAUCAAAGCCUGA
Plenodomus lingam JN3 is the source of this 1113-nucleotide messenger RNA. RefSeq lists its product as uncharacterized. Gene Ontology annotation, biological process: protein phosphorylation. The record is from RefSeq and is a predicted model, not a curated record. Lineage: Eukaryota; Fungi; Ascomycota; Dothideomycetes; Pleosporales; Leptosphaeriaceae. Gene Ontology annotation, molecular function: protein serine/threonine kinase activity; ATP binding.